Messenger RNA from Ostertagia ostertagi, 942 nucleotides. NCBI's taxonomy places the organism in Eukaryota, Metazoa, Nematoda, Chromadorea, Rhabditida, Trichostrongylidae. The record is from the annotation of a GenBank genome assembly.
AUGGAUCUACUUGAAAAUCUCGAUCGCUUGCGGAGGUAUGGAAGAGAGCCAGUACAACGCGCUCUCAGGGAUAGGAGUUAUCCUUUUGACAAUCUAAGCGACGAUGAGUUCAGAAGAAGCUAUCGCUUCUCUCGCAACGUCUUCUUUAGCAUCUGUGAAUUGCUGAAGGUCGGACCUCGAGCUUCAAGAGACAUGGAACAAAUCUUAGCGUGCCUCAACAAGUAUCUAUCGCCAUCCAUUUACUUGGCAGAAAUGUUAUGCAGAGUGACUCUGCAGCGGGCUGUCAUCAAGCCACGGUUUCCCGUGUCUUGCAGGCAGUUGUUCAAGCCCUCAACCGAAAAGCGAGCCAGUUCAUAUAUUGGCCGGAUGAGCAGGAGGGCGCGAGGAUCAGCCGUGCUUUUUUUGAUAAAUACCCUGGGGUUCAUUGACGGUACACACUGCCGCAUCCAGCGACCUCACGUUGCAGAAGGAGAUUUCGUCAACAGAAAGGGGUAUCAUAGCCUCAACGUUGGGAUGGUGGUUGACUACGAUUUGAGGAUCAGAUGGGUCAGCUCCAAAUUUCCGGGAUCUGCCCACGAUUCGCGUGUCUUCAAAACGUCGGAGCUUUACGAACAGCUGAAAAAUCAGGAGCUCAGUGAAGAGCGUUACAAUAGAGCUGUCUGCUCUGCUCGCGCGCGUGUCGAGCGGGCCUUCGCAGUUCUGAAGCGGCAAUUUCACAUCUUACAUGGAGAGUGCAGGUACUCUCCAGAUAGAGCCGCUCAAAUAGUAGUAGCAUGCUGCGUGUUACGAAAUAUAGCGAUAGGACAGAACGAAUCCAGCGAUUACGAUGAGUAUGCUGGGGCGGAUCGUGAGGACGACGAGGUUCCGUCAGAUCCUCUAGUCGAAACUCCUAGUCCGAGUGCAGUUGCCUUUAGACAAAGUAUCAUAGACCGUUACUUUUGA